UUCAAAACCCUGCAAUUUUGCUUUCACCACUCUCAUUGUCUUCAAAAAAACAACAGCAUCAGUUUCUCCUUUAGCCCAUUUUUACGAAACGAGAAGCCAUGUACAGAUCGGAGAAAACGGUGUACAAGCAGGGGAGAGAUAACCCAUCUUUCUCUUCUACUCUGCUUGACAAAAUCUACCGUUCCAUCGAUGACGGUGACUCCACAAAAGACGACUUCAAAUUCUACAGGGAUACAAUGCAAAACAAGCAGCACAGAGGUAGCAUUAAAUGCAACAAAAGUAGAGGAUACGGUGGAGAGGAAGAAGAUGAAGAGAUGUCGAGUCUCCGGCAUGCAUGUUUGAUCGAGAAAUGGAUGGAAAACAAGGCUAAUGAAAAGAAACAUGUUUUCUCUGAUUUCGUAAGGAAAUCACGUCACGAAUAUGAUCGUGAUGAUCAUGGCCAUGAUGGGGUUUUCUUUAGCUCCACUUCCACUUCCACCUCGUCUGAAUCCGGUUCCGGUCGUUUCUCUUCGUCCGACACCGAAUCUAUGCAUGUUACGAAACCCAAAUCAUCGUGUUUUGUAACAUCGAGGUUGAAACCUGUUAGGACCAGCGAAUCCAUUCGGUCGGAGAAACCAGUCAAAACAGAGAAAAAAACAGAACAGAGGAAGUCAAAUAUGCUCGACGAUUAUCAUUAUAGUUCAGCCCCUGACUAUAAACCAAAGCUCCGCGAAAGUCUUUUCAGUUCAAAAUCAAGAGCCACCAAAAUUUACAGCGAUUUAAAGAAUGUGAAACAUCCCAUUUCACCAGGCGGCCGGCUCGCGAAUUUCAUCAAUUCCCUGUUCACAACAAGAGCGAGGGGCACUCCAUCUUCGAUCGUGAGCUGUGAUGAUGAAAGGAAACUGAAACCCAAACAGGUUUCAACUUGUUCGUCAGCUUCCUCGUUUUCAAGAUCAUGUUUAAGCAAGAACUCGCCUUCCACAAGAGAAAGGCUGCGUAACGGAGUCAAAAGAAAUGUCAGGUUUUGCCCGGUGAGUAUAAUAGUUGAUGAAGACUGCAGACCAUGUGGCCAAAAAUGCUUAUACGAAGAAGAAGACUCGUCGAGUUCAGUGCCGGUUGCCGUUUGGAAAAUCCGGAAAUCUCCGUCGAGAAAGGUCGAAGAGGAAAUAAAGUUCCAAGUAUCGGAAAAGGCUAGGCGAGUGGAAGAAAUGGCAGCAAAGUUUUUGAAAGAAUAUCAUCUAAACCAAAGGAAGGAGUAUUUUUCAAGGGGGAGUCGCAGUAAUUAUAUAAAAGAGGAGAUGGAUGAAGAUGAAGAUGAUGCAGCGAGCUAUUCGAGUUCUGAUUUAUUCGACCUAGAUCAUCUUGUUCUUAUCGGUAACAAAAAGUAUAGGGAAGAGCUUCCGGUGUAUGAAACUACUCAUGUAGAAACAAAUCGAGCCAUUGCUAAUGGCUUGACAGCGUAGUUAAUUUUCACCUUUUUUGUA
This is a messenger RNA of Hibiscus syriacus, 1463 nucleotides long. Its product is annotated as protein BIG GRAIN 1-like A. Gene Ontology annotation, biological process: auxin-activated signaling pathway. The record is from RefSeq and is a predicted model, not a curated record. The transcript has a single exon. Bases 99 to 1442 code for a protein of 447 amino acids. Lineage: Eukaryota; Viridiplantae; Streptophyta; Magnoliopsida; Malvales; Malvaceae.